UCAAAAGAGAGUCUCACGAAUCUAUUUGCUGUGCACCAGUCAACAUUCUCUUCACCGAACCCGGCCAUGGCUGCAAAUUACCCCCUUUUACUUGCGGAAGAGAAUCGAGGAACGACUAUGCCUCAACAAACACCCCCUAUUCCUCCAGAACUCACUCAAAACCAAAAAAAGUUUGGAAAAAUGAUCCACAAUCUGGUACGCAAGCCCUACCAAGUCUCCACCUUUUCCUUCGGUGUAGAGGAAAUUCGAUUUCAAUUUCCAUGGUUCAUGCGUAUCCCCAAAGUCAAUGACUGCGUCCUCGAAUUUUUGUUGAGAAUUAUUUUUGGUGGUCCUCCUAAGUCGGUGUCUACCGUGGAGGGAGACUUGAAGUAAAUAGAAAAUUUGAAACGACGAACGAGGAGGGAAUUAAUCUGAAGGCACAAAGAACUACGUGUUGAUCAAGAUUAGGAGGGUGAUCGGGGAUAGGAGUGUUUCGAUGGUUGGAAACAAUAUCGACGCAGGAUGCAGCACAGCGGUGAGUGCCUGUGUUUUGUUUUCCCAGAAAGGGCCAAGGGCCAGACCAAACGGUCGGUAAUUGGUAAUGGGGAAUGAAAGGCAGGGUCGCGACAGCGAGGACAAUACGGUAUUUCACGUGCAUUUCGGGAAAGGCAAGGAUGGAAAUAUAUCGAGCGCUCUUACGGUUCAGACUUCUGUACGGGGUUCUAUCCUUGGUAUCGCUCUUGAAAUUACUCGUAGGGAAAGGUUGCCGGGGGGAGAAGCAGGUCAGGAUUUGAAAUGGAACGACUAUGGAGUCUGACGAACAAGCAAGCAGCCGUAAACCUCUCACUAGCUGAUGGGUACCCGCUCGUUACCGUCUAUUCAAACAUGCAGUCUCCUUUCCACUGAGCCGAACUGGCUUGAGUCCAAAGUGGAGAGGCGUGUGGCUGCAAGAGGAACAUAAGAGAAGGGUGUUUCUAAUUGGUUCUUUCCCGUCCAAAGCCCCGUCUCAGUAUUAAUUUAGCAAACAAGCAGGGGAAGUAAUUCGAUGCCCUGCAAACAAAGAGAAUGACG
This is a messenger RNA of Penicillium brasilianum, 1050 nucleotides long. The record is from the annotation of a GenBank genome assembly. NCBI's taxonomy places the organism in Eukaryota, Fungi, Ascomycota, Eurotiomycetes, Eurotiales, Aspergillaceae.